Messenger RNA from Benincasa hispida (wax gourd), 1439 nucleotides. RefSeq names its product cell wall / vacuolar inhibitor of fructosidase 2 (gene C/VIF2). The record is from RefSeq and is a predicted model, not a curated record. NCBI's taxonomy places the organism in Eukaryota, Viridiplantae, Streptophyta, Magnoliopsida, Cucurbitales, Cucurbitaceae. Gene Ontology annotation, molecular function: enzyme inhibitor activity.
UUCUCUCUUUCAUUUCUCUCUUUUCUCUCAAUCUCUUCCAUUUACAUUAACCAAAAAAAAAAAAAAGUUUCUUGAGAGUUCCCUAGAAAAGUUUUCCAAUCUCAACACCCUCAUAACCCUUGCAUACAUAUUCAAAACAAAUUCAUAAUUUUCCUUUUAUUAGUGUAUAUUGUGACAGCCUCUUCCUGUUAUUUUUCUCACUAUUCACUUGAAUAAAUUUGAGGUAUUUUUAUCAUUUCUUCCUUAUUUACUCUAUAUCCACAUUGUAUACAAUUUCAUUGGAUAAUUUUAUAUCAAAAAAGGAAAAUAUAUAUAUAUUUCUUUUCCUAUUAUAUAGAGCUAGUGUCAUAUCUUCUCCAUUGUCCUCUCCACAUCUCUCUCAAAAGCAAAGAAAAGAAAAAAGGUUCCUUGAGGGAGUGUCUUAUUCAUUAUCCUCUCUCUCUCCCAUUAAAAAAAGAACUCUCAUUGGGUUUGAAGAUCUUCCUUCUCUCAAGUCUCUCCCCCAUUUAGAACCCGACCUCUCUUCUUCAUUUCACUUUCUCUCAAAAAAGAAGUAAUUUUUGAGGAAAAUCUGAAAUGGGUAUGAAGAAAUUCUCCAUCUUUCUCCUCUACCUUGCAAUCCCAUUAAUCUUUUUUCACAAAAAUGAAGUUUCAUUAGUAGCCGCCGACCAAACCCUAAUCCAAAAAACAUGCACAAACACUCUUUACUACAACCUUUGCAUGUCCUCCCUUAAAUCUGACCCCACCAGCCUCACCGCCGACACCAAGGGCCUCGCCGCCAUCAUGGCUUCCAUUGGUGCCACUAACGCCACUGCCACCGCCACCUACCUCUCGUCUCAGCUCCCUACCUCUGCCUCUACUGCCGCCAACAACAACAACAAAACAAAACUCAUAAGACAAUGCUCCGAAAAAUACGGAUUUGCAGCGGAAGCCCUUAGAGCAUCUCUCAAAGACUUGGCUGAUGAGACUUAUGACUAUGCGUAUAUGCAUGUUUCUGCGGCGGCGGAUUAUGCCAAUGUUUGUCAUGAUGCCUUCAGAGGGUUCCCGGCGGUGACUUAUCCGGCGAAACUUGGCCGGAGAGAAGAAGGGUUGAAGCGUAUUUGCAGAGUGGUUUUGGGGAUUUUGGAUCUUCUUGGUUGGUGAAUCAAUCACUAUGUUCUCUCUCUAAUCAUAAUUUUGUUUUUUGUUUUUUUACUUUUGCUUUUGCUUUUGCAUUUUUUUUUUUUUUUUUUUUUUUUUUUUUUUUUUUUUUUUUUGAGGGGGGUAAUAAAUUUGUUUGUUUCUUUUUAGAUGAAAUGUUCAUGUGUGUGACUCUUUUAUCUGUUGAAUUAAUUUAUAAUUUACUUCUUCUAGAUUGAUGUGUGUGCUUGAACUAGGUUGUAAGUUGGAGUACUUUUUUAUGUUUAAUUUUUACAUAAUAGAGGAUUUUGUAUUUGUGA